This is a messenger RNA of Pyricularia grisea, 1379 nucleotides long. RefSeq lists its product as uncharacterized. The record is from RefSeq and is a predicted model, not a curated record. Lineage: Eukaryota; Fungi; Ascomycota; Sordariomycetes; Magnaporthales; Pyriculariaceae. The transcript is spliced from 2 exons. Bases 152 to 1156 code for a protein of 334 amino acids.
CCAAAAGGCCGAAUUUCAUAUUUAUUACAGGGCUUUUCUAUCCUUCUCUUUCAUUUUUAUUUUUUUCCGUAAAAAGAGAGGAGAAAGAUAAUUCGCCGAUCAACACAAACUUGAACAAAUAAAGGAAAAAAAAAAUAGAAAGAGAGAAGAAAUGUGGUCAUUAGCGAUCCUCACCACGCUAGCGAUAGCCCACAGCGCCGUGGCGACCGAGACCAACCAAGGAGCGACAAAUGCACAGAAUGGAGUUCUAGUCGGUCAUCUCUUCCCGGCGUGUAACGGCCGUCGGGCGGGCGGCCACAAGAAGUGGUCCAUGGAGCCGGACGUUCACUGCCUGGCGACUCCAGGCUUAGGCCUGCAGGUGCUCAGCCCAGCGACCUGCGCCAACGGGACCCGAGCAAAGCUCGCCCUCUUUGCCGACCCCAAAUGCGCGGGUAGGAAAGUCACGGCGGAGAACGGGUUGAUUGAGCUUUUGGACUCGGAGAUUGGCCGCCGCAGCUGCUUCUCGACCUGGAACGAGCUGAGGGUCGUUGGGGAGGACGACAUGCAAAAGGUCCGCGGCGUGGCCUUUUUCUGCGACCCUUCGCAGCUGCCCGAUAAACCGAAAGAGCUCGAACCGGAAAAGAAGGAGCCGGUGCCGUUAUCGCUGGCCAAGAAGGCUUCAGUGUCGCACAACAGCUGCUGGAAUUCCAAACACGGCCCGACGGCGCCGACUUUCCUGCAUCCGUCCCCCGACACCUGCCAGCGCCUGCCGGCCGGUCGCGAACUCCGCAUCGGGCAACCGGGCGCUUGUGACAACGGUUCGCGCCCGAAAUUGGCCCGGUUCAUCGGCGGUACCUGCUCACCCGACGAUGCGCUGCCUCUGAUCGACAUUACAGAUGACGGCGAGAUCAAGCAAUGCCUGGCCUGGGCCGAAGGGGAUGAUGGUCUUGAGACCAGCUACGGGUUUUCCUGCGAGGGCGUCAAAGAGAUUCCUGGCUCGAGUCAAGGCCGGCAUAGGAAUCGUGGCGGUAAUAUUCUUGGCUUUGUACUUGUGCUAUGCUUCAUCGGACUCAUCUCCAUUCUGAGUUGUGUCUUUGCUGCACUGCGCUGGGCAAGGCUGUUGGAGAGGGUUAUGGAUCUUAUCCGGGGAUCCCGCGAGGGCGCUAUCAGACUCUGAGUUCGGGAUAGAGUUAGCUGCCAAAACCCAGUGUCCUCCAGGCGGGGUGGCCUUGCCAGGAGAAAACUAUUGCAGCAAUGGUUGGAAGCCUCACUCUAUACUUCCACGGCGUCAUUGUACACCAUUCGUUUUCUUAAUUUUCUACUAGUUAAUGCAGCGAUCUCUUGCUUUCACCCAUGUAUGGUUAGACCAAGGGCUGAAAUUUACCCUCAGUCAGGUCUUU